UUCUCUUUGACAAGCCGCCGCCGCUGCCGCAGAGGACGGGGCUCCGGGUGGGGACUCGCCCCCGGCCCGUGUCCCGGCCCCGCGGAAAGCCCCUGCCGAGGUGUGCCGCCCCCCGCGCUGCCUGGCCUAAUGGCAAAAGAGUAAACCAACAUGGCAGCUAUGGUCCCACCUGUGAAGCUGAAAUGGCUUGAACAUCUAAACAGCUCUUGGAUCACAGAAGACAGUGAAUCUAUUGCAACAAGGGAGGGAGUUUCUAUCUUAUACGCUAAGUUAGUUAGCAAUAAAGAAGUAGUGCCAUUGCCCCAGCAGGUUCUGUGCCUCAAAGGACCUCAGCUUCCGGAUUUUGAGCGGGAAUCUCUAUCUAGCGAUGAACAGGACCACUAUUUGGAUGCUCUUCUUAGCAGCCAGCUGGCACUGGCUAAGAUGGUGUGCUCAGACUCUCCAUUUGCUGGAGCACUUCGAAAACGUCUCCUUGUAUUGCAGCGUGUCUUCUAUGCACUUUCUAAUAAAUACCACGAUAAGGGUAAGGUGAAACAACAGCAGCAUUCACCAGAAAGCAGUUCUGGAUCAACAGAUGUGCAUUCUGUCAGUGAACGUCCUCGGUCGAGUACAGAUGCACUUAUAGAAAUGGGGGUACGGACUGGAUUAAGCUUGUUGUUUGCACUGCUGAGACAAAGCUGGAUGAUGCCGGCAUCGGGACCUGGACUCAGUCUCUGCAAUGAUGUUAUUCAUACUGCAAUAGAAGUUGUGAGCUCUUUACCACCAUUAUCUUUAGCAAAUGAAAGCAAAAUACCACCGAUGGGGUUGGACUGUUUAUCACAAGUAACAACAUUUCUUAAAGGAGUAACAAUUCCAAACUCUGGGGCAGAUACUUUAGGUCGUAGGUUAGCUUCUGAAUUGCUUCUUGGCUUGGCCGCCCAACGAGGUUCCCUGCGAUACCUUCUUGAAUGGAUAGAAAUGGCAUUAAGUGCAUCAGCUGUAGUAAACAGCAUGGAGAAGACCAAGAUGCUGCAAAGCCCAGAAGGGAUGAUCAGCUUUGAUUGCUUUAUGAGUAUAUUGAUGCAGAUGCGACGGUCUUUGGGAUCAUCUGCUGACCGGAGUCAAUGGAGAGAGCCAACGAGAACGUCUGAUGGCUUAUGUUCUCUUUAUGAGGCGGCUCUGUGUUUAUUUGAAGAGGUUUGUCGAAUGGCAUCAGACUACUCAAGAACAUGUGCCAGCCCUGACAGCAUUCAAACGGGUGAUGCUCCCAUUGUUUCUGAGACCUGUGAAGUUUAUGUUUGGGGUAGCAACAGCAGUCAUCAGCUGGUAGAAGGAACUCAAGAGAAAAUACUUCAACCCAAGCUUGCUCCAAGUUUUUCUGAUGCACAGACUAUUGAAGCUGGACAAUAUUGUACUUUUGUAAUUUCUACAGAUGGUUCUGUUAGAGCCUGUGGUAAAGGCAGCUAUGGGAGACUAGGACUGGGUGAUUCCAAUAACCAGUCUACAUUGAAAAAAUUGACUUUUGAGCCUCAUAGAUCUAUUAAAAAAGUGUCAUCCUCAAAAGGAUCUGAUGGGCACACUCUAGCAUUUACAACAGAAGGGGAAGUCUUCAGCUGGGGUGAUGGUGACUAUGGAAAACUGGGUCAUGGAAAUAGUUCAACUCAGAAGUAUCCCAAGCUUAUUCAGGGUCCUCUGCAAGGGAAGGUUGUCGUAUGUGUAUCAGCUGGAUACAGACAUAGUGCUGCUGUUACAGAAGAUGGAGAGCUUUACACAUGGGGAGAAGGAGACUUUGGAAGAUUAGGUCAUGGUGACAGCAACAGCCGCAACAUUCCUACUUUAGUAAAAGAUAUUAGCAAUGUAGGAGAGGUUUCCUGUGGCAGUUCACACACAAUAGCUCUGUCCAAAGAUGGGAGAACAGUGUGGUCAUUUGGAGGAGGAGAUAAUGGCAAACUUGGUCAUGGAGAUACAAACAGAGUAUAUAAACCUAAAGUUAUAGAAGCCUUGCAAGGAAUGUUUAUUCGUAAAGUUUGUGCUGGAAGCCAGUCUUCGCUUGCCUUAACAUCAACAGGACAGGUUUAUGCAUGGGGCUGCGGUGCAUGCCUUGGUUGUGGCUCGUCUGAGGCAACUGCUCUCAGACCAAAGCUUAUCGAAGAGCUGGCUGCUACAAGAAUAGUUGAUAUUUCAAUUGGUGACAGUCACUGUUUGGCACUUUCUCAUGAUAAUGAAGUUUAUGCCUGGGGUAACAAUUCAAUGGGACAGUGUGGUCAAGGAAACUCUACCGGUCCCAUUACUAAACCAAAGAAAGUAAGUGGUUUAGAUGGAGUUGCAAUUCAACAGAUUUCAGCAGGAACCUCCCAUAGCCUCGCCUGGACAGCUCUUCCAAGAGACAGGCAAGUUGUGGCAUGGCACAGACCCUAUUGUGUAGACCUUGAAGAAAGUACCUUUUCGCAUCUUCGUUCUUUUCUUGAGCAUUACUGUGACAAAAUUAACAGUGAAAUCCCCCCUCUUCCUUUUCCUUCAUCAAGGGAACAUCACAGUUUUCUUAAACUGUGCCUGAAGCUGCUUUCUAAUCAUCUUGCACUUGCACUGGCUGGAGGUGUAGCUACUAGCAUUCUUGGUCGGCAAGCUGGUCCACUUCGAAAUUUAUUGUUUAGACUGAUGGACUCUUCUGUCCCUGAUGAAAUUCAAGAAGUCGUAAUUGAAACUCUCUCAGUAGGAGCAACUAUGCUACUUCCUCCAUUGCGAGAAAGAAUGGAAUUGCUACACUCUCUUCUACCCCAGGGUCCUGAUAGAUGGGAAAGCUUAUCAAAAGGACAGAGAAUGCAAUUGGAUAUUAUUUUGACAAGCUUGCAAGAUCACACCCAUGUAGCUUCCCUUCUUGGAUAUAGCUCACCAUCUGAUGCCACAGAAACUUCCUCAUUAUGCAUCAGCUAUGGAAAUCUCUCCGAUCAAACAUACACUGUCCAGAGCAGUCAUCCAGAUACUCAUCUAGCAGAAAUCUUAAUGAAGACUCUUCUAAGGAAUUUGGGGUUUUAUACUGAUCAAGCGUUUGGAGAACUGGAAAAAAACAGUGACAAAUUUUUACUGGGUACAUCAUCAUCAGAAAACAGCCAACCUGCUCAUCUUCAUGAGCUUUUAUGUUCACUGCAGAAACAGUUGCUGGCUUUUUGUCACAUCAACAGUGUGAGUGAGAAUUCCAGCAGUGUGGCACUGCUUCACAAACACCUUCAGCUUUUAUUGCCUCACGCUACAGAUAUCUAUUCCCGUUCUGCAACGCUGCUUAAGGAAAGCUCUUGGAAUGGUAGUGUUGGGGAAAAAUUGAGAGAUGUAAUUUAUGUAUCUGCAGCUGGUAGUAUGUUGUCCCAGAUUGUCAACUCGUUAUUGUUACUGCCAGUGUCAGUAGCUCGGCCUUUGUUGAGUUACCUGCUGGAUCUGUUGCCACCUUUAGAUCGUCUUAAUAGACUCUUACCUGCUGCAGCACUUCUAGAAGAUCAAGAAUUACAGUGGCCACUUCAUGGUGGACCUGAACUAAUAGAUCCCGCUGGAGUGCCCUUACCGCAGCCUGCCCAGUCUUGGGUAUGGCUUGUUGAUCUAGAGAGAACUGUAGCUUUACUUAUUGGGCGGUGUCUUGGUGGCAUGCUUCAAGGACCUCCAGUGUCCCCUGAGGAGCAAGAUACAGCCUACUGGCUGAAAACUCCCCUUCUCAGUGAUGGAGUUGAAAUGGAUAUUCCUCAUUUAGAUAAAUGCAUGAGCUCCUUAUUAGAAGUGGCCUUAUCUGGAAAUGAGGAACAGAAGCCAUUUGAUUAUAAACUGAGACCUGAGAUUACUGUCUAUGUUGAUUUGGCCUUGGGUUGUACAAAAGAGCCAGCAAGGAGCCUGUGGAUCAGUAUGCAAGACUAUGCUGUCAGUAAAGAUUGGGAUACUGCAACUUUAAGUAAUGAAUCACUCCUGGAUACUGUGUCCAGAUUUGUUCUUGCAGCUCUACUGAAACAUACAAGUUUACUUAGUCAAGCCUGUGGGGAGAGCAGUAGGUACCAGCCUGGCAAAGCCUUGGCAGAAGUGUACCGUUGUGUUUAUAAAGUUCGGAGUCGCUUGCUUGCCUGCAAGAACAUGGAACUUAUUCAGACUAGAUCAUCAUCAAGAGACAGAUGGAUGUUAGAUAACCAGGAAUCUGCUGACAUUGAUGCUCAGGAGCAUUCUUUUACUCGUACAAUUGAUGAAGAAGCAGAAAUGGAGGAGCAGGCAGAACGUGACAGAGAAGAAGGACACCCAGAACAGGAAGACGAAGAAGAAGAAAGAGAACAUGAAGUUAUGACAGCUGGUAAAAUAUUUCAAUGUUUCCUAUCAGCCCGUGAAGUAGCUCGCAGUCGGGAUCGAGAUAGGAUGAACGCUGGGACAGGGACUAGACUUGAUGAUCAACCUCCUCAGUCUCAGCAGGAGCGAAGAAUCAGCACUGAUCUGACUGAAGGUCAAGAUGUGUAUACUGCUGCAUGCAACUCUGUGAUCCACAGAUGUGCCUUGUUGAUCCUAGGAGUGAGCCCUGUUAUUGAGGAACUCCAGAAACGAAGGGAGGAUGGACAGUUACAGCAGCCUCCCUCUACGGCUCCUGAGAGUAUUGGACUCAUGACGAGGAGUGAAAGUCUUACUGCAGAGAGUCGCUCAAUCCAUGCAAACUCAAACUAUAGACUGAUUAAGUCAAGAAGUGAAUCUGAUUUAUCUCAGCCAGAAUCAGAUGAAGAAGGUUAUUCACUGAGUGGAAGACGAAAUGUUGAUUUGGAUUUGGCGUCAUCACACAGAAAGAGGGUGUAUUUACUCCUUUUUGGCCAGUUGAGCCCCAGAAAAAAGAAGAGCUUCAAGCAAGUACCUGAUGGAGCGAUACACAGUCAAGUGGAACCUUUAAGUGACUCAUGGGCUCGACUAAAACACAGCAGAGAUUGGUUGUACACUUCCUCCUACUCAUUUGUUGAGUCCGAUUUUGAUCUCUCAAGAUCUCUUGGAGUUCAUACUCUGAUUGAAAAUGUUGUCAGCUUUGUAAGUGGAGAUGUGGGAAACUCUCCAGGAUUUAAGGAACCAGAGGAAAGUAUGUCCACCAGUCCGCAGGCAUCAAUAAUUGCAAUGGAGCAGCAGCAACUGAGGGCUGAGCUUCGUCUAGAAGCGCUUCAUCAGAUCUUAGUGCUUCUAUCAGGGAUGGAGGAAAAAGGGAGUGUGCCAUUAAUGGGAAGUCAUCAAGGGCCAGGAUUUCAGUCGUCUUCAUUGCUUACUUCUGUUAGACUACAGUUUCUUGCUGGUUGCUUCGGUUUGGGUACUGUAGGACAUGCAGGUGCCAAAGGAGAGAGUGUAAGACUGCAUCACUACCAGGAUGGUAUCAGAGCAGCUAAGAGAAGUAUUCAGAUUGAAAUCCAGGUGGCUGUGCACAAAAUUUACCAGCAAUUGUCUGCUACACUAGAAAGAGCACUGCAAGCUAAUAAGCAUCACAUAGAAGCACAACAGCGUCUUCUGCUGGUAACAGUCUUUGCUCUGAGUGUACACUAUCAGCCUGUUGAUGUCUCCUUGGCUAUUUCCACUGGUUUGCUAAAUGUGCUAUCACAGUUGUGUGGCACAGACACCAUGCUAGGACAACCACUCCAGUUGCUGCCCAAAACUGGUAUUUCUCAACUCAGUACAGCCUUGAAAGUAGCCAGUACAAGACUACUUCAGAUCCUUGCAAUCACCACAGGAACUUACGCUGACAAACUGAGCCCAAAGGUGGUCCAGUCUUUGCUGGAUUUAUUAUGCAGUCAGCUGAAGAACUUGCUAUCGCAAGCUGGUGUGAUGCUUAUGGCUUCCUUUGGAGAAGGGGAAGGUGAGGAACAUGAAGUAGAAUCAAGAAAGACAGAUUCAAAUGGGGAGAAUGAAAAGAGAGACUUCAGAGCUGCCCUCCGAAAGCAACAUGCAGCUGAAUUGCACUUGGGAGACUUUCUUGUUUUCCUACGUCGGGUUGUGUCUUCAAAAGCAAUUCAGUCAAAAAUGGCAUCUCCAAAGUGGACAGAAGUACUUCUUAAUAUUGCUUCUCAGAAGUGUUGCUCAGGAGUUCCCUUGGUUGGCAAUUUGAGGACUAGACUUCUUGCACUUCAUGUACUAGAAGCUGUAUUACCUGCUUGUGAAUCUGGCGUUGAAGAUGAUCAAAUGGCUCAGGUUGUUGAACGAUUAUUCUUGCUUCUGUCUGACUGCAUGUGGGAGACUCCAAUGGCUCAGGCUAAACAUGCAAUUCAAAUAAAGGAGAAAGAACAAGAAAUGAAACUACAGAAGCAAGGAGAGUCUGAAGAUGAAGAUGAGAAUCUUCCCAUCCAGGAAGUGUCCUUUGACCCUGAGAAAGCUCAAUGCUGCAUAGUGGAGAAUGGGCAGAUUCUGACUCACGGAAGUGGAGGUAAAGGAUAUGGAUUAGCAUCCACUGGAGUCACUUCUGGGUGUUACCAGUGGAAGUUCUACAUUGUGAAAGAGAAUCGAGGCAAUGAAGGCACAUGUGUAGGAGUUUCUCGCUGGCCAGUACAUGAUUUUAACCAUCGCACUACCUCAGAUAUGUGGCUAUACAGAGCCUAUAGUGGUAACCUUUAUCACAAUGGAGAACAGACUUUGACUCUGUCCAGCUUUACACAAGGGGAUUUCAUCACAUGUGUACUAGAUAUGGAAGCAAGAACUAUUUCGUUUGGUAAAAAUGGAGAGGAGCCAAAACUAGCUUUUGAAGAUGUAGAUGCAGCUGAGUUAUACCCUUGUGUUAUGUUCUAUAGCAGUAAUCCAGGAGAAAAGGUGAAAAUAUGUGAUAUGCAGAUGCGUGGUACACCGAGAGAUUUGCUACCUGGUGACCCCAUCUGUAGUCCUGUUGCUGCAGUGCUGGCAGAAGCCACUAUCCAACUCAUUCGUAUCCUUCAUCGCACAGACCGUUGGACACACUGCAUCAAUAAAAAAAUGAUGGAAAGACUGAAUAAAAUCAAAACAUGUCUUAAAGAAGCAGGUCAAAAACUGAAGAAAAGUCGCUCGAUUCAAAGUCGAGAAGAGAAUGAGGUGAGAGAGGAGAAAGAAAAUAAAGAGGAGGAGAAAAGCAAGCAUAGUAGGCAUGGUCUAGCUGACCUUUCAGAACUUCAGCUGAAGAUGCUGUGUGUGGAAGUGUGGCCUGUUCUAGCAGUAAUUGGCGGAGUUGAUGCUGGUCUUAGAGUUGGAGGUCGAUGUGUACACAAGCAAACGGGACGUCAUGCUACUUUACUUGGAGUAGUGAAGGAAGGCAGUACAUCUGCCAAGGUCCAAUGGGAUGAAGCAGAGAUUACAAUCAGCUUCCCAACUUUUUGGUCGCCUAGUGAUACUCCCCUGUAUAAUCUGGAGCCCUGUGAACCACUGCCUUUUGAUGUUGCAAGAUUUCGUGGGCUGACAGCUGCUGUAUUGCUGGACCUUACCUAUCUGACUGGUAUUCACGAGGAUGUGGGAAAACAAAGCACUAAGAGACACGAGAAAAAACACAGACAUGAAUCCGAAGACAAAGGGGAAGUGGACCAGAAAACAGAGGGGGAUGGUGGAUCAGAUACACGAUUAGCACAAAGUGCUGAUGAUAACAAAGGACAUAGUACUACAAGCUCGAAGUCAGAAAAUGAAAUUGCUUCCUUUUCUCUAGAGCCAUCAACACUAGGUAUGGAAUCCCAGCACCAACCUGCUGAAGGAAGAAAAAAGAAUCAUGAGCAUACUCCAAGAAAUCAUGAUAUAGUACAGUCAGAAAUCAGAGCAGUACAGCUAUCCUACCUUUAUCUUGGUGCUAUGAAGUCACUUAGUGUUCUUCUUAGUUGUAGUAAAUAUGCCGAACUACUACUAAUUCCAAAAGUCCUGGCAGAAAAUGGUCACAACUCUGAUUGUGCUAGUUCUCCAGUUGUUCAUGAAGAUGUUGAAAUGCGUGCUGCCCUGCAGUUCCUGAUGCGACACAUGGUGAAACGGGCAGUCAUGCGCUCACCGAUUAAAAGGGCUCUAGGACUGGCAGAUUUGGAACGAGCGCAAGCCAUGAUCUACAAAUUAGUGGUUCAUGGGCUGCUGGAGGAUCAGUUUGGUGGCAGACUUAAGCAAGAAGUAGAUCAGCAAGUAGAAGAAGGUGAUCAGUCUCAGCAAGCCCAAACACCAGUUACAACCAGCCCUUCUGCUUCUAGCACAACAUCUUUCAUGAGCAGCUCUCUGGAGGAUACCACCACUGCUACUACUCCAGUAACUGAUACUGAAACUGUUCCAGCUUCAGAGUCACCUGGUGUUAUGCCUCUUAGUCUUCUUAGGCAGAUGUUCUCUAGCUAUCCUACUACAACUGUACUUCCAGCACGACGUGCUCAGACUCCUCCAAUAUCUUCUUUACCAACAUCUCCUUCAGAUGAAGUUGGAAGGAGGCAAAGUUUGACUUCUCCUGAUUCCCAGUCUGCAAGGCCUGCAAACCGUACAGCUUUGUCUGAUCCAAGCAGCCGACUUUCAACAUCCCCUCCUCCUCCUGCCAUUGCUGUUCCAUUGUUAGAGAUGGGGUUCUCGCUCAGGCAGAUUGCAAAAGCCAUGGAAGCCACAGGUGCCAGAGGAGAAGCAGAUGCACAGAAUAUCACAGUGCUGGCCAUGUGGAUGAUAGAGCAUCCUGGAAAUGAAGAUGAUGAAGAGCCCCAGUCAGAAGUGACUGUAGAUUCACGACAUGGAACAAUAGUCUCUGGAAGCGGUGGAAAAUCUGGUGAUCAUUGUUAUUUGCAGUCACCAGGUGAUAUCCCAUCUGCUGAUGCCACUGAAAUGGAGGAAGGCUUUAGUGAAAGCCCUGAUAAUAUGGAUCAUGCUGAUAAUGCAGCUUCUGCAAGUGGACCUCCUUCUAGAAGUCGCUCAGCUGUAACAAGAAGACACAAAUUAGAUUUAGCUGCCCGAACAUUGCUAGCACGUGCUGCGGGAUUAUACCGCUCUGUACAGGCCCACGGGAAUCAGAAUCGAAGAGGAGCAAUAUGUUUGCAGCCAGAUCCUGGGGCUCUUUAUGACUUCAACUUGGAUGAGGAGUUGGAAAUUGACCUUGAUGAUGAAGCAAUGGAAGCUAUGUUUGGUCAAGACCUGGCUAGCGAUAAUGAUAUUCUGGGAAUGUGGAUCCCAGAGGUAUUGGAUUGGCCUACCUGGCAUGUUUGUGAAUCUGAAGACAGAGAAGAAGUAGUCGUUUGCGAACUGUGUGAAUCGAGUGUUGUCAGCUUCAAUCAACAUAUGAAAAGAAACCAUCCAGGCUGCGGUCGCAGUGCAAAUCGUCAGGGCUACCGUAGCAAUGGUUCUUAUGUAGAUGGAUGGUUUGGUGGUGAAUGUGGAAGCGGAAAUCCCUACUAUUUAUUGUGUGGCAUCUGCAGAGAGAAGUACUUAGCCCUGAAGAGUAAAUCUAAAACAUCAGCUUCAGAAAGGUACAAAGGCCAGGCUCCCGAUUUAAUAGGUAAACAAGACAGUGUCUAUGAAGAUUUUGUAACCAAGUUCAAUUGUAUUUCUCCAAUUGUAGAAGACUGGGAUAUGUUAGAUGUAGAUGAAGAUGAAAAGCUGACAGGAGAAGAGGAGUUUGAAUUACUGGCUGGACCUCUUGGGUUAAAUGAUCGACGUAUUGUACCUGAACCUGUACAGUUCCCUGACAGUGACCCUCUGGGUGCGUCAGUUGCAAUGGUGACAGCCACCAACAGUAUGGAAGAAACAUUGAUGCAAAUAGGCUGUCACGGCUCUAUAGAAAAAAGUUCUUCUGGCAGGAUAACCUUAGGAGAACAGGCAGCUGCCCUAGUAAAUCCACAUGACCGUGUUAUGGCCCUAAGAAGAGUGACAGCUGCUGCACAAGUCCUCCUUGCAAGAACUAUGGUUAUGAGAGCGCUUUCACUUUUGUCUGUCAGUGGUUCCAGUUGUAGUCUGGCAGCUGGUCUUGAAUCCUUGGGAUUAACAGAUAUCAGAACUUUGGUUCGUUUAAUGUGCCUCGCUGCAGCAGGGAGAGCAGGACUCUCAACAAGUCCAUCCACUGUGUCAAGUUCAACAGAGCGAUCUAGAGGAAUACACAGCAAAACAAGCAAGCCUAUAUCUUGUCUUGCCUACCUGAGUACAGCAGUAGGCUGUUUGGCAUCAAACACUCCUAGUGCUGCUAAACUGCUGGUUCAGUUAUGUACGCAGAAUUUGAUUUCUGCAGCAACUGGUGUAAACUUAACAACAGUUGAUGAUCCAAUUCAACGAAAAUUUUUGCCAAGCUUUUUAAGAGGAAUUGCUGAAGAAAACAAACUUGUAACAUCUCCGAAUUUUGUGGUUACUCAGGCACUUGUAGCAUUGUUGGCAGACAAAGGGGCCAAACUGAGGCCAAACUAUGAUAAAGCAGAAAUCGAAAAGAAAGCAGGUUUAAUUGCCCAUUUGUAUGCCCAUCCUUCCUAUGAUCCUUCUGCUGUAGGCCCUCUGGAGCUGGCUAAUGCACUAGCAGCUUGCUGCCUUUCUUCAAGGUUAUCUUCGCAACAUAGGCAGUGGGCUGCUCAGCAGCUGGUGCGAACUCUUGCAGCUCAUGAUCGAGAUAAUCAAACUAUCCCUCAGACCCUCGCUGAUAUGGGGGGAGACUUACGAAAAUGUUCCUUCAUAAAAUUAGAGGCUCAUCAGAACAGGGUCAUGACAUGUGUUUGGUGCAAUAAAAAGGGACUUCUGGCAACUAGUGGAAAUGAUGGUACCAUAAGAGUGUGGAAUGUUACCAAGAAGCAGUAUUCAUUGCAACAAACGUGUGUGCUCAACAAAUUAGAAGGCGAUUCUGAAGAAAGUCUGGGGUCACCCAGUGACCUUAGUUUGUCUCUUGUCUGUUGGAGCAUCAGUGGCAAGUAUCUGGCUGGAGCUACGGAAAAGAUGGUGAACAUAUGGCAAGUCAAUGGAGGAAAAGGAUUAUUAGAUCUUCAACCUCACUGGGUAUCUGCAUUAGCUUGGCCGGAAGAAGGGCCAGCUGCAGCAUGGAAAGGAGAAUUGCUAUUAAUUGGUCGUAUGGAUGGAUCUCUUGGACUUAUUGAAGUUGUGGAUAUUUCAACCAUGCACCGGAUAGAAUUGGAACACUGCUACAGAAAGGAUGUUUCUGUCACAUGCCUUGCCUGGUUCAGUGAAGACAGACCAUUUGCAGUUGGCUAUUCAGAUGGAAAGUUGCUAAUAGGAACAAAGGAACCACUUGAAAAAGGAGAAAUUGUUCUAGUUGAUGCACACAAGGAUAUGAUUGUUAGUAUGAAGUGGGAUCCAACUGGUAAGAUUCUCCUGACAUGUGCCAAAGAAGAAACCGUGAAACUCUGGGGAUAUAUGGGAGGAUCUUGGAGACGUCUGCAUUCACUGCCCCAUCCAGCUCUUGUGAAUGGCAUUGCCUGGUGUGCUCUUCCAGGGAAAGGACCCAAGUUACAGCUUUUACUAGCUACAGGAUGCCACAAUGGUUUGGUGUGUGUCUGGACUGUUCCCCAGGACAUAGUAACUACAUUGCAGUCCAGCUCAUACUCAGAAGGAUGGUGGGACCAAGAAACAAGUGCCAAGGAUGGAUACAGAAAACCAGUAGAAGUCAAGUGUGUAUUUCAGCUGAGAGGCCAUAUUACUCCUGUUCGGACUGUUGCAUUCAGUCCUGAUGGACUGGCAUUAGUAUCUGGUGGACUUGGAGGUCUCAUGAAUAUUUGGUCUUUACGGGAUGGUUCAGUAUUACAGAGUGUUGUAAUAGGUUCUGGAGCUAUUCAGACUGCGGUAUGGAUACCUGAAGUUGGAGUAGCUGCGUGUUCUAACAGAUCAAAGGAUGUGUUGGUAGUGAACUGUACAUCAGAGUGGAUAUCUUCCAAUCACAUCCUCGCAACGUGUAGGACUGCACUGAAACAGCAAGGAGUUCUAGGAUUAAAUAUGGCUCCUUGCAUGCGAGCUUUCUUGGAACGUUUGCCAAUAAUGCUUCAGGAACAGUAUGCUUAUGAAAAGCCCCAUGUUGUUUGUGGAGACCAGCUUGUUCAUAGUCCUUAUAUGCAAUGCUUGGCAUCGCUCGCUGUGGGCCUUCACCUAGAUCAGCUGUUGUGCAAUCCUCCAGUACCACCUCAUCACCAGAACUGCCUCCCUGAUCCUUCAGCCUGGAGUCCCACAGAAUGGGCCUGGCUAGAGUGUUUCUCAACUACCAUAAAAGCUGCUGAAGCCCUGGCCAAGGGAGCACAGUUCCCAGAAUCUUUUACUGUUCCAGACCUUGAGCCUGUUCCAGAGGAUGAACUUACUCUCCUAAUGGAUAACAGUAAAUGGAUCAAUGGUAUGGAUGAACAGAUAAUGUCUUGGGCAACAUCACGGCCGGAGGAUUGGCACUUGGGAGGCAAAUGUGAUGUGUAUCUGUGGGGAGCAGGAAGACAUGGACAGUUAGCAGAAGCUGGUAGAAAUGUCAUGAUACCAGUAGCAGCACCUUCAUUCUCUCAGGCUCAGCAGGUUGUUUGUGGUCAGAAUUGUACUUUUGUCAUUCAAGCUAAUGGCACAGUUUUGGCUUGUGGAGAAGGGAGCUAUGGGCGACUGGGACAAGGAAAUUCAGAUGAUCUUCAUGUGUUAACAGUCAUUUCAGCACUGCAGGGCUUUGUUGUAACACAGCUGGUGACCUCUUGUGGAUCUGAUGGACAUUCCAUGGCUUUAACAGAAAGUGGAGAAGUCUUUAGCUGGGGUGAUGGAGAUUAUGGCAAACUGGGACAUGGGAACAGCGACAGACAGCGCAGGCCUAGACAAAUAGAGGCUCUGCAAGGAGAAGAAGUGGUGCAGAUGUCAUGUGGCUUCAAACACUCAGCUGUAGUGACAGCAGAUGGCAAACUCUUUACAUUUGGAAAUGGUGAUUAUGGUCGAUUAGGACUUGGAAAUACUUCCAAUAAGAAACUUCCAGAAAGAGUGACAGCGCUGGAGGGUUACCAGAUUGGGCAGGUGGCUUGUGGACUCAAUCAUACUGUAGCUGUGUCAACUGAUGGCUCAAUGGUUUGGGCUUUUGGAGAUGGAGAUUAUGGUAAACUUGGUUUGGGAAAUUCCACUGCAAAAUCCUCACCACAGAAAGUGGAUAUUCUUUGUGGAAUUGGAAUAAAAAAAGUUGCCUGUGGAACCCAGUUUUCUGUUGCAUUGACAAAAGAUGGUCAUGUAUAUACUUUUGGACAAGAUCGCCUUAUAGGUUUGCCAGAAGGCCGAGCUCGAAAUCACAACAGACCCCAGCAAGUUCCAGUACUGUCAGGAGUCUUUAUUGAAGACAUAGCUGUAGGAGCAGAGCAUACACUUGCUUUAUCAUCUACAGGGGAUGUAUAUGCAUGGGGUAGCAACUCUGAAGGACAGCUUGGACUCGGUCAUACCAACCAUGUCAGAGAACCAACCCUAAUAACAGUCCUGCAAGGAAAAAAUAUUCGACAGAUUUCAGCAGGACGUUGCCACAGUGCUGCCUGGACAGCACCGCCUGUUCCACCAAGAGCUCCAGGUGUUUCAGUGCCUUUACAGCUUGGUUUACCUGAUGCCAUUCCACCGCAGUAUGGGGCACUGAAAGAAGUGAGCAUUCAUACAGUAAGAGCAAGGCUCAGACUGCUGUACCAUUUUUCUGACCUCAUGUACUCUUCAUGGAGAUUACUUAACCUCAGUCCCAAUAACCAGAACAGUACAUCUCAUUACAAUGCUGGAACAUGGGGAAUAGUUCAAGGACAGCUAAGACCCUUGCUAGCACCACGAGUGUACACACUCCCCAUGGUACGCUCUAUAGGAAAAACUAUGGUUCAGGGAAAAAACUACGGGCCUCUGAUUACUGUAAAAAGAAUAUCAACCAGAGGUCGGAAAUGCAAGCCCAUUUUUGUACAGAUAGCAAGACAAGUGGUAAAGCUGAAUGCAUCAGACCUUCGCCUACCUUCCCGUGCCUGGAAAGUGAAACUGGUUGGAGAAGGAGCCGAUGAUGCAGGGGGAGUGUUUGAUGACACUAUUACAGAAAUGUGUCAGGAACUAGAAACUGGAGUAGUAGACCUGCUUAUUCCUUCUCCAAAUGCUACUGCUGAAGUAGGCUACAAUAGGGAUAGGUUUCUCUUUAACCCUUCGGCAUGUUUAGAUGAACAUCUGAUGCAGUUUAAGUUCUUGGGUAUUCUCAUGGGUGUAGCAAUUCGUACAAAAAAGCCAUUAGAUCUUCAUUUGGCUCCAAUGGUCUGGAAGCAACUUUGUUGUAUCCCACUCAUCUUGGAGGAUUUGGAGGAGGUAGAUCUGCUCUAUGUGCAGACCCUCAACAGCAUUCUUCACAUUGAAGACAGUGGGAUUACUGAAGAAAAUUUCCAUGAGAUGAUUCCUUUAGAUUCUUUUGUUGGUCAAAGUGCUGAUGGUAAAAUGGUUCCCAUAAUCCCUGGAGGGAACAGUAUCCCACUUACCUUUUCAAACAGGAAAGAAUAUGUGGAGAGGGCAAUUGAGUACAGACUUCAUGAAAUGGACCGUCAGGUGGCUGCUGUAAGAGAAGGAAUGUCUUGGAUUGUUCCAGUUCCCUUGUUGUCUCUUCUGACUGCUAAGCAGUUGGAACAAAUGGUCUGUGGAAUGCCAGAAAUAUCAGUUGAAGUUCUGAAGAAAGUUGUGCGUUACAGAGAAGUUGAUGAACAGCAUCAGCUAGUACAGUGGUUCUGGCAUACCCUCGAAGAAUUUUCAAAUGAGGAGAGAGUGCUUUUCAUGAGGUUUGUGUCAGGAAGAUCUCGAUUGCCAGCCAACACAGCUGAUAUCUCUCAGCGUUUCCAAAUAAUGAAGGUUGAUAGGCCUUACGACAGCUUGCCUACCUCACAGACUUGUUUCUUUCAACUGAGGCUCCCACCUUACUCCAGUCAACUAAUCAUGGCAGAGCGUUUGCGCUAUGCAAUCAAUAAUUGCAGGUCUAUAGAUAUGGACAAUUAUAUGCUCUCAAGGAAUGUGGACAAUGCAGAGGGCUCAGACACAGAUUAUUAACAUUCUGUGAACAAAAUCAUCUUCCUUUUACUACGAAUAGUGCCCUAAGUCCAAUUUGUUGUUGACAUAAUUUUAUGGUAACCAUAGAUGUUUUAGGAGCAUAAAAACAGAUGUUAAUAAACAGUGGCCACAUUUUAGUUACUCUAAAUGUAACAAAAAAUUAGAUGUUUUUAUUUUUUGUGAUUGUAAAAAAAAAAAAAAAGAAAAAAGAAAAAGAAAACAAAAGUAUGAUCAGUAAUUUUUUUCUCCUUUUUUUGGUCACUUUUGAUAAGUUUGCAUGGAGACAUUUUGGUGCAUUUUUGUUGGGAAUAGUACAUUUGUAAGCCCUCCCAGUGAACAUGAAGAGUUGUACAUUGUGUAUAAUUGUUCAUUAGCAAGGACAGUUUUACAUGAAUAUUCACAUAUUUAUUUUGUUUUAAUUUGAAUUGCCUGUGCAGGGUUCCUUAUGCAGAGAAAAAUAAAGCAAAUUCAAGAAUUGUUUGCUUGUA
Oxyura jamaicensis (ruddy duck) is the source of this 15380-nucleotide messenger RNA. RefSeq names its product HECT and RLD domain containing E3 ubiquitin protein ligase family member 1 (gene HERC1). The record is from RefSeq and is a predicted model, not a curated record. The transcript has 79 exons. Lineage: Eukaryota; Metazoa; Chordata; Aves; Anseriformes; Anatidae. Gene Ontology annotation, molecular function: protein binding; ubiquitin-protein transferase activity. Bases 151 to 14892 code for a protein of 4913 amino acids.